AUGGUCACCGUGUCCAGUGCCCGCCACCGCACACGCAUGCUGAGUCCGCAGCCCGGCCUAUAGCAGCAGCUCAGCAUCCAGAUGUGGUGAGGCUGGGACUGCGGCCAGGGUGAAGUGGGGAGCACCCACGGGGCACUGUGCUAGGGCUGUGGCUGUGCUCCAGAUUGAAAUCUCAGAAAGGGCUGGAGAUGUGGGGCCGACUUCACAGCACCUCUGGGCAUCUGGGAAGGGGACCGACAGUGGCCCAAGAUGGUGACAGCCGAGUCCUGCCUGAGCAGGGGACUGUGUGCCUUUCCAGGCAUGGGGUGUGGACCCCCGGGAGCCUCCCAUGCUCCACCCAGCCCUGUCCACCUUCCACAGGGCCACGGUGAAGCCAGUGCUGGUCCUGCUGCCCAUCCUGGGCCUCACCUGGCUGGCUGGCAUCCUGGUGCACCUUAGCCCAGCCUGGGCCUACGCCACCGUCGGCCUCAACUCCCUCCAGGGGCCGUACAUCUUCCUGGUCUAUGCCGCCUGCAACAGGGAGGUGCGGAGCGCGCUACAGAGGGUGACAGAGAAGAAGGUGGUGCUCGCAGUGGCCAGCGGGGACCCGACGCCCUGGCCCGCACCUCCCAGAUGCGCUCCCAGGACGACCCUGCAGCCUGGGGUCCCCCAGGAAGACAUGUGGCUCUCAGAGGCACCACCGGCUCCAGGAUCCUCGAAGCCUUCUCCUCAUCACAGAACCCAAGAGAUCGGUGAGGCUGGGUGGCAGGCGGGGUUGGGGUCUGACAGGAGCUGCAGGCCCUGGGGACCGGGACUUGGCUCCGGUCCUGAAUGCCAAGGCCACCAGGUGGAGGGUGGUGCCAUCGCCAAGGUAGCCAAGGGAGAGGGAGGUGGGGUGGGGGCCCAACCUGUCCCUUCUGGGGGCCCACCGUAUCCCUUCUGUCCUCGGGCUGUGGAGCUGACAGCAUUAACUGAGCAUAACUCAGGUAUGGGUCCCCCUCCCCUUGGGCCCAACACCUCUCACCUGGCCCCAGUUGUCAGAAGCAUCCACACCAACCUCCCCCAGCCAAGGGACUGGUGCGGCCCCCCCACCCCCUACCGCGCACUGGCCUGAAAGUCCCCCUAGGCCCCACUCAGGGAGAGGACUGAGGUCUAGGAGCCAUGGGGAACCCCCUGCCUGCCAGCCUCUUCAGCCUGAGUCCCACACUCACCACCCAAUCCUGGGAGUCAAACCUAGGGCCUAUACACUGAGCUGAAUCCCCAACCCUUUUUUACUUUUUAUUUAGGGACGGGGUCUCCUUACAUUGCAGAGCUGUCCAGGCUGGGCUUGAAUUUGGGAUCCUCCCGCCUCAGCCUCCCACACAGCUAGGAUACAGGGCUCACCACCACACCAGGUUUGAGUUCCCACAAUCUCAAACCAGCACUGCCCAGCCUCACACUCUGGCGUUUCCACCGGGACCCAGAGGCCUGGAUGAGGAGCUCUCCGCAGUGACCUGGGAAGCAUGCUGCCCGCCCCAAAGCAGGAGCCAGGCCCACCUGCACAGAUGGGGAAACUGAGGCCCGGCUCCAGUUCAUAGGUGUGUCUAGCUCGGCAGGACUUGGGGCCGCAUCCCGGAGCCCAGCCUGGACGUGAGGUGCAGCUGGCCAUCCCAAGAGAGGACAGCAGGCGGCACCAGCCCUCUGCACCUUCCCUGGGGGCGUGGCCCCUCCGGGAGCUGGGCUCCCCCAUCCCCUCCUCUUGUCUGAGGCGCCUACCCCACCUCGCCCCGUGUCCUGCCCGGUGUCUGGUAAUAAACCGCACUUGGAGUCUGUGCUGUCCCUGACUGGGAUCCUCCUGGCCUGGGAGGGGAUAGAGACGCCAGGUUCCC
Molecule: messenger RNA, 1847 nt
Organism: Fukomys damarensis (Damara mole-rat)
Lineage: Eukaryota; Metazoa; Chordata; Mammalia; Rodentia; Bathyergidae
Product: adhesion G-protein coupled receptor D1-like
Exons: 5
Coding region: 329-1093 (254 amino acids)
Biological process (GO): adenylate cyclase-activating G protein-coupled receptor signaling pathway
Molecular function (GO): G protein-coupled receptor activity
Source: RefSeq, a predicted model, not a curated record